This is a messenger RNA of Cuscuta campestris, 1556 nucleotides long. The record is from the annotation of a GenBank genome assembly. Lineage: Eukaryota; Viridiplantae; Streptophyta; Magnoliopsida; Solanales; Convolvulaceae.
GUUCAAACUUUCAUAGAAAUACAACUACUCCGUAUUAUUCAGUCAUUACGGAGGUGCUCAAAUAUAUUCUUUUCCAAGCUCGAUCGGAUUCCCAAAUCCUCUCCUCGCACUCAAAUCUUGAUUGGCUUUUGUUUUCAUUUUGUACUUUGAUUCCGUCUUCCUCGCUCCUGUGCGCUACAAAUAUUUUUCUAGGGUUUCACGUUUUCGAUCGGAGGUAUGGAUUGGGGCAACGUGACUACGGAUGAUCUGAUCGAGGCGCUCCGGGAGGUUGACUGGUCGUCUCCACCGCGUCCCAUCUCGGAGUUCUUCUCCCGAUUCACUUUCCCCCGCUCUUAUGCGAAAUGGAACAGCCGCCUCAAGUGCAAUCUCUACUACUACCGGACAAAUUAUUUCCUGAUGAUUGUUUUCAUUCUUGGAAUGGGAUUUCUUAGGAGGCCACUCGCUAUUGUUGCUGCACUUUUGACAGCUCUAAGCAUUGCUUUUCUGAAUGACAGCUUUGCAGGUACUUUUAAUGAAAAGGUGACGAGAACUGUCAGGCAGUUUUCUCCUCAUUUGGCCGCUAAAAUGAGGCCUCCCCUUACACCUGUUAUUCGAGGGCGCCCAUCAGCAAAGCGAGCAAUAUAUAUAUGUGGACGACCCCGAUGGGUGUUUGUUUUGGUAUUCUCUACAGUGAGUUUGCUGCUUUGGUUUGUCUCCUGUGGGCUUCUAAUGGUUUCAUGGUCACUAGCUAUUGGCCUUCUCGCCACAAUUGCUCAUGCAAGCUUCCGAACACCCAACGUGAAGGCUCGUUUAAACACAUUUCGUGAAGAAUUCCGAACAGUCUGGCGCAAUUACAGUGAGCUGUAGCCUUUCUGAAGUUUAUUUCAUGUCAGUUACUAUUAUCCAUUCUAUCUUUCUUGUUUUGGUUGAGUAAAAUUUCCACCUGCAAUUUGUAGAGGAAACUUUUAUCAUUGGUAUAAACAUGUUGCUGCUUCACACAUUACGUUCCUGCAUUUGAUUAUCAUGGUUCCAUUUUCUUAGUUAGGCAAAAAUCUGUAUUGUUGUACAAUAGAAAAUAUUUCGUUUUGGUCCCUUGACUAUUAGGCCAGCCAUUCCCUCUUCUCUUCACUUACAUUUUUGUACUUUGGGUGCAUGACUAUAGAUUUCUUGUCCCUUUUGGCUCCUCCGGCCAAUUUUUCGUACAAUUUCAGGUUUGCUGGAAAGUGACCAGAAAGGACCAAGAGCGGCUAGAACAAAAAAGCUAGGAGAUUCCCACUUUGACACCAUGGUAUCUCACACACACAGACAAUAAUUGUCUAUGCAAAAACUAUCUUGUGUGUCUGUGAGACGACACUGUGGUGUCAAAUGUGAGGUUUUUCUAACAUGGCUUGUGGCAAGAAUCAAUAGUUGUACACCGAAGUGGAAAAAUGAAAGUUACUGACCAAAAGCGAGGAUGUCAUAGUAUUUGUGGGGUCCAAAAUGAAGUAUUUUUUUUCUCUUAUAUUCUUAUCCACAGCCGUGGGUAGACAUUUAUUCAGCGUACCGGAAAUUGUGUAUAAUAAUAUGGAGUUGAUAAU